GCGCUUGCGCACUAUCGUCAACAACGGCUGUCAAAACCUGUAAAUAAUGGCGGACGAGAAAUAAUUGAACAAAUAUCUGAUUAAUCUGACAUAAAAUACCAAUAUUUUGACCCAUUUAAUUGUUAUUAGUUUAUUAGGUAGAUAUUAAACUUUAUAUUUAUUGACAUAUGUUGGCCAUUAGCUGAACAGGUUCAAAAUGGAGCUGAGGGUAGGCAACAAGUAUAGACUUGGUCGAAAAAUCGGGAGUGGGUCGUUUGGAGACAUAUAUUUGGGCACCGAUAUUUCCAACGGCGAGGAGGUCGGAAUAAAACUUGAAUAUGUGAAAACUAAGCAUCCUCAACUGCACAUUGAAAGCAAAAUUUACAGAGUGAUGCAGGGCGGAGUGGGCAUACCUACCAUAAAAUGGUGUGGAGCAGAGGGGGACUACAAUGUAAUGGUGAUGGAGCUCCUUGGACCAAGUCUCGAAGAUCUCUUCAACUUUUGCUCCAGAAAAUUCAGCUUAAAAACUGUCCUCCUACUGGCCGACCAAUUGAUCAGCAGGAUUGAGUACAUACAUUCAAAGAACUUCAUACACAGGGACGUCAAACCAGACAACUUCCUCAUGGGACUGGGCAAAAAAGGAAAUCUAGUAUAUAUUAUAGACUUUGGAUUGGCCAAAAAAUACCGGGAUGCUCGCACACAUCAGCAUAUACCAUACCGAGAAAACAAGAAUCUCACUGGCACAGCUAGAUAUGCCAGUAUAAACACACAUUUAGGCAUAGAACAAAGUCGUCGUGAUGACAUGGAGUCCCUGGGUUACAUCUUUAUGUACUUCCUGAGAGGCAGUCUACCUUGGCAGGGCCUCAAGGCCGCUACAAAGCGACAGAAAUACGAGCGCAUCAGUGAGAAAAAGAUGUCCACGCCCAUUGAAGAAUUGUGUAAAGGGUUCCCAUCCGAGUUUGCGACAUACCUGAACUUCUGCCGGUCCUUGCGCUUUGAUGACAAGCCAGAUUACUCGUAUCUCCGACAGUUGUUUCGCAACCUAUUCCAUCGACAGGGAUUCACAUAUGACUAUGUCUUUGACUGGAACAUGCUGAAAUUCGGUGGCAGGAACAGUGACGAUGCAGAGCGUGGCAAGGUGAGCCUCUCAGCACGUCCAGUUCACGGUACGGCACAGCCCCGUGGCCGCACUGAACAGAUGGCUACAGCCACCCCACCUGGGGAGUACGGAAGUGUGACUAUGAGUGGGUCAGUGGCCACCUCACCAAGGCCAAUGUCAAGAGAACGUGAGAGGCGUACAAGCACCCGUCUACACCGUGGUAUUCCAACCGCUGGCCAAGACGGCAUUGUGCGAGAAGGGACCCGCAUGUCCACUCAGAUGCAGCCUACGGCCCUUCCCGCCAAUCCCGCUGCCAUGCGCAAGGGAAGUGCUUCAAAAGAUGGCGAUGGCCCUCAGCGCGCUAGCUCUUCUAAGCAUGUGCGCAAGUGAUGUGAUAACGUACAUACAGACUGUGAUAUUAGACAAUGACCAAGUGUAGAAAGAAUCAUUGGGUGCCAACAAUAUAUUUUUUUCUUUUUUGAAAUCAGCCAUACCAUGUUCAUUGAGUCAUUUCAUUGUUGUGUUGAGAGCCGUUGCCUGGGUGUACAGGGAUGAACCAUGCUCUUUGCCUUUUUCAAGUAAUUGGCAAGUGUCAUUUUCACAGGUCAUAUCAGCAUCAUAAGGUCCUUGUGUGUAUAAGGGUUAAGUUUUUGAAAUGUUUUUUAGUUACUUAGGAUUGCUGUGGAACAAUCAUUCAAGAUUUAUUUUUUGUCUUAAUUUAUUUUUAGCUCUAAUUAUUUUGGCUUUAUUCUGUCCAUCUCAGACUAAAGUUCAAACAUGCUUGUGUUGAUUCAAAGAGAUCUUGUAUGUUGAACCAGUAUACUGUUGUAUCCUUAUACUGGUAUUUCAAUCAUCUGUUGAGGCAAACGAUUAUCAAAACAAUGUAGUGCUUGAUUUAGAACACUGGUAAUUUCUUGGAUGUGUUUUAAAGGGAAGUUCUACAUUGAUGCAAAUUAGAAGGCAGGUCAUAUGUGCACAGCAGGACAUUUUGAUGGCUACAUGUGCAGACCAGUGUUGUUCCACACCCAUGUGUCAAAGUAGGACAGGAGAUUUUAUGUAUUGUGUUAUAUUAUAUAUUGUCAUGCUGUAAUAAUAUACAACUUUCAAAAAUUCAUGUUGUAAAUCAUGUUUAUGUCCACACCACUAUAGUGGGGGACAUAUUGUUUUUGCCCUGUCUGUUGGUCUGUUGGUUUGGUCAAAUUUUAACAUUUGCCAUAACUUAUGCAAUAUUGAAGAAAGCAACUUCAUAUUUGGCAUGCAUGUGUAUCUCAUGAAGCUGCACAUUUUGAGUGGUGGAAGGUCAAGGUCAUCCUUCAAGGUCAAAGGUCAAAAAAAAGUCAAAGCGGCGCAGAAGGGGACAUGGUGUUUCUGACAAACACAUUUCUUGUUAAUAUCUGACAAUUUUUCCAAUUUUAUGUAUGUGUACCGAUUAAAAGAAUGUAUGAGAUAUAUGUGCCUGUAUCACAGUGAUGUUCACACUAAUAAUAAACAACUUUCAAAAAUUCAUGUUGUAAAUCAUUUUUAAUAUCUGACAAUUUUACCAAUUUUAUGUAUGUGUACUGAUGAAUAGAAUGUAUGAGAGAUAUGUGCCUGAAUCACAGUGAUGUUCACACUAAUAAUUAAUUGCCCUUGUUGUAUAUAUGUAAUACAGUGUUUAGAGAUAGUUCAGACAUUAUCAAAGAGUCCACUGGAAGGCAACUGAAGACAGUUUGGAGGCAAAAUAAUUGAUUUGGCUAAAUCUUAUAUUUAUAUCUCUUGCUUUCCAAACUGCUACAAGGCUUUAUGUUAAAAUAAUUAUAGUGGUCAUUUUAGGCAUUGUAUUAGUUAAAAGAAUAAAAAAACAUUGCAUUACAUGACUUACAUCUAUAAAUAAGUUGAGUCCAUUGAUACACUUCUAUGCAUAUAUUUAUAUACUUGUGGAUGUUUGUAUUAACAGUAGCAAAUCUGUACACAAUUAUUAUCUGCAAUUUCUGCAGCACAUUUCAAGAUUUCAAGAUGGCAUGGUGCUUCAUGUUGUUUCAGGAGCUACAUCCCUUUGUUUAAAAUUGCCAACAUGAGCUUCUGUGGGCAACUCAUACAUUUGCACAUGGUUUUUGACAGACUUUUACAGAAUACUUAUCUGCAAGGGCUACAAUGCAGUUUGUCAAGGUAUCAAGAUUGGGGUUGAAAGGAGUAAUUGCUGUUUGUUUUUAAUAACAUAUAAAGUGUCUGUGUGCAUUUUGCAUGCCUUUUCCUUUACAAAAUAAUGAUCUCCAAGUGCUACAUGGCAUAUUGUUGAUAAUUCACACUUGUGUAAUUUUUUAGAAGUUAUUGCCCUUGGUUUAAAAUUACAAAAGUUUAUGUGAGCUCCUUUAUUUUGCAUCCUAUUUUGUUAAACUUUUACAGGAUAAUUAUCUGUGUGUGCUACAGCACAUAUUAUCAAGGUUUCACAAUUGUGUUAUUUUGAAUGGAGUUAUUGUCCUUUGUAUAAAUUACAUGCAAUGGUCGUGUGAUUGCAGCUAUUAAUUUUCUUUAAAAUAUGAUCGCAAAUUCUAACUGUACCCUCUUGACAACAAUGCAACAGAGGUGUUGGAUACACUGUCCGACAUUUUCUUGUAAAUUUUACUUGCAUUUUCAUUUGUCAUGUUUUAUAAAAAAUUUAAGUGUUUUUUUACUUGUAUUUAACACGGGAUCAUAAAGUAUGAUUAUUACAGAGUAUUCUUUGAUGUCAUGUUUUAGUCAGAGUGAUAGUUGCUUAAGCUAAAAGCAUAAUUAUACAACUGUUGUAAAUAUCAAGUAACUAUUAAGAUCUGUGUAAAUAUAACUAAGUAAUAAAAUUGCUCUUAAAUCCA
Messenger RNA from Dreissena polymorpha, 3909 nucleotides. Its product is annotated as casein kinase I-like. Gene Ontology annotation, molecular function: protein serine/threonine kinase activity; ATP binding. Gene Ontology annotation, biological process: peptidyl-serine phosphorylation; endocytosis; signal transduction. The transcript is spliced from 10 exons. Bases 197 to 1468 code for a protein of 423 amino acids. The record is from RefSeq and is a predicted model, not a curated record. Gene Ontology annotation, cellular component: nucleus; cytoplasm. Lineage: Eukaryota; Metazoa; Mollusca; Bivalvia; Myida; Dreissenidae.